Messenger RNA from Cantharellus anzutake, 1087 nucleotides. RefSeq lists its product as uncharacterized. The record is from RefSeq and is a predicted model, not a curated record. Lineage: Eukaryota; Fungi; Basidiomycota; Agaricomycetes; Cantharellales; Hydnaceae. The coding region runs from base 262 to 843 and encodes 193 amino acids. The transcript has 4 exons.
GGUCACGUUACUGAUAACGUCACGCGAUGGUGGGGGCCGCAUUCAAGACCCGCCAAGCGGCAAGAAAUAUUACGGCUUGAACUUCCUCCACGCAGGAGGAAGCCAUAUCAGUGUAUUCAAGCACCAGAGAAGUCUGGGAAAUGGAAAUAUGUCUGUUCGGGGUCACUACGGCUUAUUCAAACUUUAACGCCGUUAGGUCCGUGACACAAGGUUGGCUUAGCUGCGGAAUUUUCCGACUUGAUUUGUCACACAGGUUCAACGAUGGCUGACAAGAUGGAAGAUGUGAAAUAUUUCUCUCCUGCAAGAAUAAGUGACAAAGAUUUAGAUGCGAUCCGUCAGGCCAGUGAGCCAUUCAGUCCAGCAUGGUUUAUUCUCCUAGAGAUCGCCGAGGCGGAUCCAGCAAGGUGGAAUGUUCUCCUUGAAAGCAUUCUGGGUGCUCUUACUAUCGGUCUGGAGAAGGCGUUUUUCGAUGUUGUUCCAAACGACGAACAGACCUCGUCGACCAUGGAAAACUUUCACAAUGUUGAAUGUCGGGGAUUGAUCACUGAUGCUCUCAAACAGAAUCAAUGGAGGCCCUUGAUCGAGUAUGUGGAAGCGAGACUGCGACGCACUAGGGAUACCAAUUCCCCAAAUCUUCGAUUGAUCGCUAAGCUUCUCAAUGAACAAAGUGAGUCCAAAGUUUGUAUUUUUUCCAGGGUUCUAAUUAGCCGCCAGAGCUUGCUGCCGCAUACCGUGCCCCUUUUGUUGGUGGUGCGCCUCUCACUUUCAUUAGGCACCUUGACCAACUCGACCGGGAUCCGAGAAACCGCAACCGACCACGUUAUGCUAAAGCCAUCUCAGUAGUCCAAAGCUCUGGGGUUGGGAAAUCGCGUAUGCUGACGGAGGUGUGUUUGUCCUCUGAUCCUGAAAAAGGAAUGACCUUAUUUGCUCUAGGUUGGUAGGCAAAUCUUUACCCUCCCUAUAUGUCUUCGUAGACCGGAUAAUCCUGGUUACCCGUUAUCGGACGAGCCCGUGUCCACCUAUUUUGGGGAGCUCAAGACCAACUGCGCAUGAGACUAUGGUAGGGUCUCUCGAAGAUAUUGUUGUU